Molecule: messenger RNA, 3687 nt
Organism: Nestor notabilis (Kea)
Lineage: Eukaryota; Metazoa; Chordata; Aves; Psittaciformes; Psittacidae
Gene: CFAP44
Product: cilia and flagella associated protein 44
Exons: 25
Molecular function (GO): protein binding
Source: RefSeq, a predicted model, not a curated record
AUGGCCCCUCAGAGGGUCCCUCCGCUGCUCCCUCUGCGGAGUUCCAGGUGUCCCCCGUUUGCCCCUUUCCUGUCCCCCACAAAAGUCUCAUGGGGGGCUUCGGCCUCGCUGUGGCCUUUUCCUGGUGUUCAGCUGGAUGGCGGCCUUGGAAGAGGCAGUGCUGGGACUGCACCCCUGUGUGAGGGCAGUGUGCUGGAGUUUGUGUGGGACCAGUCUUCCUACACGGACGCUUUUGGGAAAGAAAAGCCUUUACGCUCAUCUAUUUUAAGAGAGUCAGCAAUAUGCUCUAGUACAAAGAAAUUCUUCCUUGGGAUUGAUUGCCUAAGACUGACUUUUAAUACCAAUUUUGUUGUAAUGCUGACUGAUAAUGAAGAAAACAAAACAAGUGUUCCAGAGGAAUCCCCAGCUGCAGAGGAAGAAAAGGAAGAAGUAGAAAAGAAAAUCUCAGAAACUUUCUUCUAUAAUUAUGAAGAUAUAUGUUCGCGGCCAUUGGUCACUGAAGACUCUGGGAUACCCAUUAACCUUCUUACUCUUAAAUAUUCUUUUGGAUAUGACUGCACCAGAAGGGCAAACCUGCUGAUGAUGGAUAGCCAAACACUGCUGUAUAUAGCAGGCAACCAUGUGGUACUCCUGGACCUGAAAACUAAAUCUCAUCGUUAUGUCCGGAGCAGUGGUGGUGGUGGAAUUGGCUUUAUUACAGCACACCCUACUAAGCAGUACUUUGCAGUAGGAGAAAAAGGAAGGAAGCCAAACCUCAUCAUCUACGAUUAUCCUUCACUGAGGCCCUACAGAAUACUGCGAGAUGGAACAGAGGAAGCCUAUGUUUUUGGUGAUUUCAAACAUGAUGGCACUUUGCUGGCCAGUGUUGGGAGCAGCCCUGACUACAUGCUGACUAUAUGGGACUGGAAACAAGAAAAGAUUGUGUUGAGGUCAAAAGCUUUUUCACAGGAUGUUUACAAGGUCACAUUUUCUGCUGAUAAUGAAGAACAACUGACUACAUGUGGAAUAGGACACAUCAGGUUCUGGAAGAUGGCUCUCACAUUCACCGGUCUCAAGUUACAAGGAGCUUUGGGCAGGUUUGGAAAAACAGCGGUGUCUGACAUUAUAGGUUAUGUGGAGCUGCCUGAUGGGAAGGUUAUCUCAGGGACUGAGUGGGGCAACUUGCUGCUUUGGGAAGGAGGCCUCAUUAAAGUAGAGCUCUGUCGAGGUGAACAAAAGCCCUGUCACAGUGGCCCUGUCAGCCAGUUAAUUCUGGAGGAAGGAGAACUUUUCACUGUUGGAAAAGAUGGCUACAUUCGGCUGUGGAACUUUGAGAUAAUAGAUGCUGCUGAUUCUGUGGAUGACACAGGGUUACUGGAGGUGGAGCCUAUGAAUGAACUUCAUGUUGGCAAGAAUGUCAGCCUGAGUUUCAUGUCAAAAAUUUAUGACUCUGGACAGGCCUUUUGGUAUGCUCAGGAUACCAAUGGAGCAAUCUGGAAGCUGGAUCUGACUUUUUCGAAUAUGACCCAAGAUCCAGAGUGCAUGUUUACCUUUCACUCUGGAAGGAUUGAGGCCAUGAGUGUCUCUCCCAUCACAUACCUUUUGGCUACCACUGCUCUUGACCGGUCGGUCCGUAUCUAUGAUUUCAUCAGUGACAGACAACUGAGUGAAAUGAAGUUCAAACAAGGAGGAACAGCACUGACAUGGGCACCUCAUGUUGUAAAUCCUAAAGGAAGUCUAAUUAUUGUGGGGUUUGAAGAUGGUGUUGUCCGCCUAAUUGAAGUUUAUGAUCCCAAAGGACUGCCCGUUAUUGCAGGAACAGGGAAUGCAGAGUUAAAUCUGAAAAAAGCUCUCAAACCUCAUGCUGCUGCAGUUACAGCCUUGGCAUAUGAACGAAAUGGAGCUGUGCUUGCCACAGGGAGCAAAGACAAAACCAUUUUCUUUUUUGCUGUUGAAGAUGAAUAUGAGCCAAUUGGAUUCAUCUGUGUCCCUGGGUCUGUGCAGGCAUUACAGUGGUCUCCACCUUCUCAUGCACAGAGCACACUGCUCAUCCUUUGUGAGAAUGGCUUUGUUCUUCAGGUUCCUGUCCCUAAGGAAGAGAAUACAGCGUCCACAUAUCAACUAAAGAACCUGCCAAUGCAGUACUUCCAUUUUUACAGUAUUAAAUCCCGAAUCAAGCUGGAAGAAGAGAUCGCACUGAGAGAGAAAAAAAGGGAGGAGAAGGAGAAAGCAAAACUUGAAUGGAUAAUGCAGCAACAGGAAAUGGGAAACAAGAUAGAAGAAGAAGCUGAAGAGGAACCUGAAGAAGAGCCAUUGCCAUCUCUCUACAUACCAGAGGAGCCCAGUCCCAUCCUCUGUGGGUUUUAUUCAGCACCAGGAAAAUUUUGGCUUUCCUUGGGUGGUUAUGACUCAGGGUUCCUCUAUCACUGUGAAUUCUCACAUGACGACCAAGAAGACCAAGAAGACCCUGAAGAUAGGAAAGAUGAACCCUUUGAAGUGAUUCCUAUUGAGGACACCGACGACAAUCCCAUCCACCAAAUCUGCUUCUGUACUGGCAGAGUAUGGAUGUUCUGUGGAAUGCAGAAUGGCUCACUGCGUGCUUAUUCUCUCCAAGAUAAAGACCUCUCAGCAAAUACCCUGAAGGAGUACUGGUCCUUCAGCAUACAUGACAAUGAUUAUGGCCAGAUCCGGGGAAUCUGUUCUAGUUAUGAUGAUAGGUUUCUGAUUACCUGUGGUGGAGAUGGAAACAUUUUUACUUUCAACAUCUUGUCUCCAGAGGAUGUUCAGAAAGAGCUAAAAGCCAAAAUCCCCUCUCCUAGGAGUGGUCUCGAGAAGGAGAAGGCUGCUGAAGACAUUGAGGAUCCCAAUGCCUACAACAUUGAGGAAGUCAAGCAGAAAAAGGAGCAUGACCGGAAAAUGAAGGAAGCUGAAGAGAAAAAGCAAAAGAAAAGAGAGGAGUUAAUUGCACUGAGGCAUGAGUUUCUUCUUCUUCUUCAAAAGAAUCAGAAGUUGCCCAAGCACAUGCAACUGCACAGAGAGCAGUUUGAGAUGGAUCGUAAGAUCUUUGAGGAGCUGGAUAGGCAGACAGCACAGAGAAUCCAGUUAGUGCAAAAGGAGCUAGCUUGGGAGCAUGAGAAACACUCAAUUGGACUGCAGAAACUGCGAAACCAGUUUCGGGACUCACUUGAAUUUGACACUGUUGUUGUUCAUGCUAUUCAAAGCAAUCAUCAGAUUUCCACCUACAGACUUCUAGUAAUGUCCCAUAAAUACUACCAAGAUAGAGAACGUCCAUCUUGGAAGAGGACAGUACUCAAACAGGCAUGGAAACAACCAGAAGAGAAGCAGAUCAGCAUACAGUCAAGGUGUACUACAGUUUCUGAGGGUGACGAAGAAAUAGUGGAGAUGACAGAGGUCCAAAAGCCAACAACCCGUUAUAUAAAAAGCAGACGUGAGAAAAUCAGAAGAACUGUUGAGAAAUCUGACAAGGUGAAGGCUAAGAUCAUGAAGAGGAAAGCAGAGUGGGAUGAAUUAUACAAGAACAAACCUAGUGAUGACUAUGAGAAUCCCAAAGAUGCUGAGGAGAUCAAAGCAGCACAGGAAAAUAUGGGAUGUUAUAAGCUGAAAUCUGCCCCUAACUACAGAGUCCCUGAACAUGAGCUUAUGAAUGCUGAGAAGAAGGUGAUGCAGCUUACAUCCCUGGAAGUGUUG